This is a messenger RNA of Ixodes scapularis (black-legged tick), 2539 nucleotides long. RefSeq lists its product as uncharacterized. Bases 1228 to 2202 code for a protein of 324 amino acids. The record is from RefSeq and is a predicted model, not a curated record. Lineage: Eukaryota; Metazoa; Arthropoda; Arachnida; Ixodida; Ixodidae. The transcript has a single exon. Gene Ontology annotation, biological process: viral genome replication.
AUUGCGCAUUCGCUGUUACAAUUCCCUCUAUUGCUAUCUCCCCACCCUUUUACUGUCAACAUAACAUCUCGAGCAAACACUGCAGUAAAACGUUUAGAGACCAAUUAACUGCCGAUCUCACAUCCUGCUGUUACACUUUCUGCAUAACACAUGUACAGGGUGUCCCCCUCCCCAAAAAAUUAACAGGAUUUUUUUUCACUGCAGAAAUAAACUAUGCACCGUUAAACGCUCAUUAUCUGCCCUAAUGUAGCUCAGGUGGUCUGGACCAGAUGCAAAAGUUUGAAAAUAAACCAUUCUCUUAUUCGAGAUACGCAAUAUUCUGAAAAUUUCAAUGGAGAAAUGGCGCCCACCAUCAGUAACCAGCGCCACUCGGUUCCAUGUAUACGACUCUAUCGGCCGCCAUUUUUUUACUUAAAUUUCCAGAUCACUUAUAAAUUUUGGAUAAGAUAACGGUUCAUAUUGAAAAUUUGCCAUCCACUUCGGACUGCUUGCGCUACAUUUGGGUGAACACAGAGUGCUUGGCGAUGCAUUGUUUAUUUUUGCAGUAAAAACAAAAAAAACUUGUAAAUAUUUUUUUUAACAUACUGUACUAUUAGGUUUGCAUGAGGCGCAAACAGCGGAAUGUGUGGUGUUCAAUACUCGAGGCUUGUGGGAACUGAUGAAACUGCGAGGGUGAGAGUCCUACUUCGACGUUUUUGACCAGCGUUUGGUGCAGCUCGAACUCCGCGUUGAUGGUGCAUCAGUAGCUUCGUCGCAGCCAUUAUUGCUUACUCGGCACAUACAGCGCAAAAAAUACGGGACACAAAAAGGGAACGGGGAAGAAGAGGUGGGAAGGACUGCAGCUGGGUGGGGUGUGCAGUGAUGCGACUGACCCCAGUCACUUUGUAGCACCUUUUGGAGCAGCCAAAGUCAAUUGUGGAGCAGCAAAAGGUACUUUUGGAGCACAAGCACACCCUUCAUUUUAUUCAUACCACUGUGAAUAUUAUAUGUGAAGAUUUGUGUGUUGGCAUAUCCAACUAAAAAACGUGCGUGCUUUGCCUUCACACUUGUGUGCAACGGCGGGUUUGAUUUCCUUAAACGAAGAACUAGCUGUUUAGUUGCACAUAGAAGCACUAGGCAUGGCAACAAGAUGGUGGUUGAUGAAGGACAGUAUGGACUGCUGUGAAUGGUCAUUUUACGUACACUUCGGAACACGCGGGACAUCUUGGACGUGGAACCUCAAGAACAAUGGAGGCACUAUUUGGAACAUUUUCGAGUACAAGUCUCUGCGAAGACUGCUCCAGAACUACAGACGGCCAUAAAGACGCAAUGUCGCAUUGCUCAGGAAAGACUACUCCUCAUGAAGCCAAAGGAUGUGGAAAAGCACACACAGAAGAAUCCCUCUACAGCAUACUCAUCUCGAACCCAGUAUUGCCCCUAACGAGUAUAACGCGAACACCACUAUGGCUGGAAAGUCCAGACUUAUGCUUUAUUCGCUUGGACGAUAAACGCUUACAACGCAUUAUACAAGUUUUGAACGAGCAUAUGUGUAACUGGACGACGCUUGAUUACAUAUCUCUGUACUCCAACACUAACCCGCGUUUUGAUGCUCCGCACGGUAACAUUAGCUCAUAUUAUAUGGAUGUUACCAGCUCUUUUCAGGCCAUUGUGCAUUUACUAGAAUAUCAGUUUGGCGACCAGGUUCCCGUCUUUGUCCAGGACUUGUACAAUUUGCUCGAGUGUCGCAUCCCUCAAAAAAAUUGCAUGGAAGUUGUGUCUCCCCCUAGUGCUGGCAAAAACUGUUUCUUUGACACUAUCGUGGGCUUUUACAUUAAUCGAGGCACUAUACACAAUUUUAACCGCUGCUCAAAUUUUCCCCUACAAGAUGCUGUAGGAAAGCGUCUGUUAGUUUGGCACAAGCCAAACUGCGGGUCGGCAGCCUUUGAAACUAUUAAAAAGAUUGUAGGUGGUGAUGUGGACAAUGUGUCUGUCAAGAACUCACCGGACAUGAUUGUGAUCCGGACUCCAGCGAUUGUGCUCAGCAGCAGUAAAACAAUUCCACGUGAUGAAGCCUUCAAUCAUCGCAUGUUUUGCUACAAGUGGACCGCCUGCCCUGCUCUCAAGAUUUACGACAAGAAGGUGCACCUCCUGACCAUCAUCAACCUGUUUGACAAGUACCUGGACGACGAAGAAUACUGCGUUCAACGCAAUCUGGUUCAAUAAAGCUUGGUUCAAACUUUAAACACCGCCGAUUAGUGCUGUGAGCUCAAUGAAGCUAGCUUACAUGCCAGAACAGACUAGGAACAUAAGAUAUGUUGCAAAAAUUCCAAGUACUGUUAGUGUUUGACGCUGAAAGGGAGAUCGAGUAGGAUGGUACAUUAUUUGUGGGCAAAAUCUAAAUUUCCAAAAAUUUGUGCAAGCCUACCACAACGAUCCGGACGUGUAGCGAGGCCUGAUUAUAUUUUCGGUAUUAAGUGAAAUCAAGUUUUAGCACAACGUUGGUGCAAGUUCCUCACGUGUAUGCUAAAUGUAGCUAGAUGUGGCAGGGUAAGCCUUUUGA